This is a messenger RNA of Anopheles gambiae (African malaria mosquito), 1077 nucleotides long. Its product is annotated as protein stunted. Bases 175 to 342 code for a protein of 55 amino acids. Gene Ontology annotation, cellular component: mitochondrial inner membrane. The record is from RefSeq and is a predicted model, not a curated record. Lineage: Eukaryota; Metazoa; Arthropoda; Insecta; Diptera; Culicidae. Gene Ontology annotation, biological process: proton motive force-driven mitochondrial ATP synthesis. Gene Ontology annotation, molecular function: proton-transporting ATP synthase activity, rotational mechanism. The transcript has 3 exons.
GAAAAACGAAGCGUUUCCAUACGUUUGACAGUAGAAACGCUUUGCUGACUGGUGUUUUGUCCAACCUGGCCGCGGGUGACAGCUGUUUGUUGUGACCUUUUGUGGAGAAGAGAUAACAGCGCCGCAGCGUGAGCAAAAUCCACCGUUGAAAACUCGCUACAGAGAGAUAUCAAAAUGGCUGCCUGGAGAACUGCCGGACUGAACUACAUCAACUAUUCCAACAUUGCCGCCCGGCUGCUCCGUAAAGCGCUCAAGCCGGAGCUGCGAGUUCAAGCUGCCCGCCGCGAUGAUUCGCACAUCAAGUUCACCAAAUGGCAGGGUGGCAAGCCGGAAAGUAAGUAACGAGAUAAUCUACGAGAUAGUUCUAUCAAAUUCAAGUGAUAUCCUUUGAAAAGAGUGAACAAAAGUGUUUCCUAUGGUAAAAUCCAGUGGAGAUGGGGGUAAAUGGCAAUAGAUUGCCUGUGAGUGGCCGAUGGUGAUUGCAUCACACAUCGGCGCACGGGACUGUUUUCGUCCAACGUACAGUAGUGCUCAAACCAACACACUGGAGGGAAAUUUGUAGAUCAAAUUAUUAAGUGAAAAAGUGGUCCUCAAUUUCUUGCUCCAUUUUAUCAAAUCUUUGGCUAUCUGUACAUCGACGCAUUUUCAUUACAAUUUAUUUACUUUUUUUGCAGAUGAAAAAUGAUUUUUCUUAUCAUUUUGGUUAGUUUAUUCGUCGUAAGUUACUGUUUUCAGUUUCGCGUGUUUUCGUGUGUAUGAUUUGAAUUUAAUUUAAAGUUAACCUUGCUUUAUCGUCCCCUUUUUAAGCUGCUAACAAGUUUAUCGAGUUUUGUUUUCCCUUUCUCUUCUAACUAUAACUGAAUGCGUUUUAUUGAGCAUGAUGAAAGUUUGGAGAUACCGAUACAGUUAAGGCAGACUUGUAUUUAAUAUAUGAUUAUUUCUCUUUUUAUUUUACAGAGGCCCUAAGCGAAUAAGCUAAACGACAGUUCAUUCUGGUCCAGUUUGGAAAAAACACAUCUUUAGUACAGAUAGUGGGCAAAAUAAAUUAUGUAAAAUCAUUACGUUGGUGACCAACUA